AUACGUCGUCUAGAAGAGUCUGUCUAUGCUCCUGUGCUUAAUAAUGGAAAUGGUAACAUUGUUGAAGGCAGAGAAUGUGCUGAUUCUGAUACAAAUACUGAUGCUCUAGCCAAUCUGCCUGCUACCGACAAUGAUCAAAAUAACCAGCAUCCGGUUUCAGCAGGUCCUGCCAGCUUGUCCAUUGUUGUAGCAUUAGAGACAUCAGCUCAAUCUGCAGGUACAAACCAUCUUCACGGGGCCAUGGGUUCCAAUCCUGCUGCGCAUGCUAAUCCCAGCAGUAACGGAAAGCAGGGGAGUGCCAUGGAUGGUGGUAGUCCACCAAGUAGAUCUGCCAAGAGGCCCCGGAAGAGCGGGAGCGCGGUGUACAGAUGUUCCCCUCGCCUCAUUCCGCAGAUUGUGGAGCUUCUCAAUGAGGAGCAGAAGGGCUUCGUCAGAAAAAUCGGGUUUGGGAGCCUGCUGUCCAUGGCGGAUUUCGAGAUGAACAAGGCCCUUACCCUCUGGUUGGUUGGUAAGUUCAGUUGUGACACCAAUGCGCUUGAGUUUGGAGGCGGCUUAUCGAUUCCGGUGAGGCCACUCGUCAAGUCUGUCCUUGGGAUCCCUUCGGGCCCCAUCCAAGUCGUGCAGGGUCUCCAUGUUGACUAUGGUCUCUUCAGUCAGUACUGCUCUGUUAAAUUCAAGAACGCCAGGAAAUUGGCCGAGGAAAUGUGCAGCAUAACCGAGGAGGAACCCUUCUGUAUAGCCUUCAUGAUGACGAUACUCGCGAUUUAUCUAGCACCAAAUACAACCGUGCUUGUCAACAGGUCCUUUCUUGGAGCUGCUCAACAGGUCAGUAGCCUCAAACAGAUGGAUUGGUGUGGUUUCGUUGCUGACUAUCUUUUCAAAGGAAUCAGGGAGUUCAAGGAAUCAGAUGCACCCUUUGGUUGUCUAAAGGGCUGUGUGCACAUUCUGAGCGUCAUUUUCAUUGAUCUUGUGAAACAUGCUGCAUUCGAAGUACCAAACGGCUUUCCACGCUUGGGCUUUGUCACUACAGAGCAUAACAAAUGGGUAGCUUCACAUCCCUUUGGUAGCUUGCUGGUACGUCGUCUAGAAGAGUCUGUCUAUGCUCCUGUGCUUAGUAAUGGAAAUGGUAACAUUGUUGAAGGCGGAGAAUGUGCUCAUUCUGAUACAGAUACUGAUGCUCUGUCCAAUCAGUCUGCUACCGACAAUGAUCAAAAUAACCAGCAUCCGGUUUCACCAGGUCCUGGCAGCUUGCUCAUUGUUACAGGGUUAGAGACAUCAGCUCGAUCUGCAGAACACAUUAUUUUUCCAAGAAGUGGCGAGCAAUUGCAGUCUGCUGGGCCUUCUUCUGAACCGUAUUCUGCACAAAUUCCAAACGGGCUGGAGGUUCUUGCGGCUGCUGCCGAGAGCAGGAACAGGGAUUCACCGUCGAUGAUGGAGAAGCAUGAUCGGAGCGCCAAAAGGGCAAGGGUGGAGCCGCCCAAUAGUGGGCAAAUGGUGCGAGCUGGAGAAGCCACCAUAAGGAUGGACAUGAGUUUGUUUAGUUGCCGCGUCUGCUCCCACCCCGUCAAGCCCCCUGUCUUCCAGUGCAAUGUCGGGCAUUUAGCUUGCGGCAGAUGCCUUGCGGAGCUCCCCGACGAACAGUGCCAGAUGUGUGAGCACGGCGGUGACUUUAGCCGCUGUCCAGUGAUGGACGACGUCGUCCUGUCGAGCACGAUGAAGUGCUCCCACGAAGGCUGCCACAUUUACGUCCCCUACCACGAGCUCGACGACCACCAGAGCACGUGCCCACACGGGCCCUGCUUCUGCACGGAGACCGGCUGCAGCUUCGCCGGCGCACCGGCGGCGCUCCUCGGCCAUCUCGCCGCCCUGCACUCAGUGCCAGUGCACAAGGUCCACUACGGCAGUGUCCAUCAGCUCCGGGUGUCGGAGCCACGGUUCCUGCUCCACGCGGAAGAGGACGACAGCGCGUUCCUCCUGGCCGUGGGCGUGCUCGGCAUGGCCACCGUCGCGUCCGUGGUGUGCCUCAGAGCGGGAGCAUACCCAGAGCCGCGAUACGCGGUCAAGCUCUGGGCGAACGGUCCGCCGCUACCGAGCAGCGCGGCGGGCAGCAUUCUGCUGGACAUGCAGACAGUGACGAGCAUCGCCAGGCCCGGCGAGGUGGCGGUGGAGGAGCUGCCGUCGUUCCUGAUGGUGCCGCCGGCAUACCUGGUUGACUGUGGGGCGUACAAGGAGGUGUCCCUCGACGUUCGCAUUGACAGGAUGUGAUAUGGCCCAGUGCUGAUGCAAGUAGUAGUAUUUUUCAUCAUUUCUUCAUGGGAUGUAAUCGCUGCUUAGAUGCGACUGCUGAUGGAAGUAGGUGACACUAAUUAAACUUCCAGCCUGUAGUAGGUGACUUGUCUGGUUUCCCAAUGCAUCAACAAAAUGUUGAUGCCUUGUGCUGGAAAGUGAGAGGCCUGAAUUGUUCUGACUAUUGUUAGUGCCACCCAAUGUCAAAUAGAAUAGUGCCUCUUCCACCAGCUUAAGCGCACGCCUUUGUCCCUUCUCUCUUGGAACAAGAAUCUUUUGUCUAAUGCUAAGCUAUUCAAUAGAUGGUGAGACAAUAAAUGUGAUUGAUCUCUAUUUCA
Molecule: messenger RNA, 2624 nt
Organism: Triticum urartu
Lineage: Eukaryota; Viridiplantae; Streptophyta; Magnoliopsida; Poales; Poaceae
Source: RefSeq, a predicted model, not a curated record